AUGCCGCUCUCGCUUUUAUUUAGCUCUACGGUCCUCAACUCUACUUACGAAACGUAUGAUCAAAACAAUGUCAAUCACCAAGGGGAGGAGCCCGUUCUCGAGCGUGUCGAAGGAGACGUCUCUACGAACAGCGAAAUUCAGGGGCCAGGGGAACACUAUUUCGAUCACUACGGAAACUUGAUCCUUCCUGAAGUUGCAUAUGGCACUCCUGCAGCACGGCGAGAAGCACUCCUCAAGCGCAUCAUUGACAAGCGCCUUUGGGUCCACUUCAUUCGACCAGCCGUCGUGGACACCUCUCGUCGGCAGUCCAAACUCCCAGCUGCCAAGGCUCCCAAGACCGCAUCAGCAAUGCUACCCAUUGGCGUUGUCGUGGUAUUCAAAAUUCCUGGAGACGACAACGACAGUCUGGCACGGCUCCUCGACAAGUACGACGAAUUUGACAACGAGAAGCUGGCGUCUACUCUCGAGAUGACUGCCAAGGUCGUCGAGGGACUCAUGCCGAGCAUCUUUCAGAUGUCAAGGAUUGAAGCCCUUAUUGCGCCCUUUGACGAGAAGCAUGGUCCCAUCCAGCUUACGGCUCCAAGUUUGCCAUCUUCCCGUGGCUCCAGUGCACAAACAUCCAACUCUGGAUCCGAGGGCACAACCACUCCAGUGGACGCGCAGAUAGCGAGUGCAUCCUUGGAGCAUGCUUUGACCCUGAAACUUACUCGCCUCUGA
Molecule: messenger RNA, 717 nt
Organism: Serendipita indica DSM 11827
Lineage: Eukaryota; Fungi; Basidiomycota; Agaricomycetes; Sebacinales; Serendipitaceae
Source: the annotation of a GenBank genome assembly